Messenger RNA from Chenopodium quinoa (quinoa), 1438 nucleotides. Its product is annotated as rac-like GTP-binding protein RHO1. The coding region runs from base 405 to 998 and encodes 197 amino acids. Gene Ontology annotation, molecular function: GTPase activity; GTP binding; protein kinase binding. The record is from RefSeq and is a predicted model, not a curated record. Gene Ontology annotation, cellular component: cell projection; cytoskeleton; cell cortex. Gene Ontology annotation, biological process: regulation of actin cytoskeleton organization; cortical cytoskeleton organization; small GTPase-mediated signal transduction. Lineage: Eukaryota; Viridiplantae; Streptophyta; Magnoliopsida; Caryophyllales; Amaranthaceae. The transcript is spliced from 8 exons.
AAAAUCCGAUCUAUCUAUCCUAAUAACACAAUUGUCACCUCUACGCCUCGCCUAUCUUUACGGUAGUUAUGCAAGGGGGAUAAAAACGAGAGGAAAGAGGGGAAAGGCGUGGGUAGUAAAGCGUAAAACACGUUAGAAGAAGAAACAAUCACCCACAAAAAAUUAAAAAAAAACACACAUUAUUCAUUCAUUGAACGCUUCAACGGCAUUGUUUCCCGGUUCUCAGGUUCCUUCAUGUGGUGUUGUAAUUGAGAAGCGAUUUUGAUUUUUUUUUUUUAAUUUGAAUUUGAAUUUGGGGGAAAAUUAGCUUUGUUUUUUUUUUUUUUUUUUUUUGAUUUAUCAAGGUGGAAAUUGAGGGGGUUGAAUUUUGAGGAGGAGAAGAAAUCGUGAUUGUUGAAAAAAAAAUGAGUGCUUCGAGGUUCAUAAAAUGUGUUACAGUUGGUGAUGGUGCCGUUGGUAAAACUUGCUUGUUGAUUUCUUACACCAGCAACACUUUCCCUACGGAUUAUGUGCCCACUGUCUUUGACAACUUCAGUGCAAAUGUCGUCGUUAAUGGGGCCACAGUUAAUCUGGGGUUAUGGGAUACUGCAGGACAAGAGGAUUACAACAGAUUAAGACCUUUGAGUUAUCGUGGAGCAGAUGUUUUUAUUCUUGCUUUCUCCCUCAUUAGCAAGGCUAGUUAUGAAAAUGUUUCUAAGAAGUGGAUUCCCGAGUUGAAGCAUUAUGCUCCUGGUGUCCCCAUUGUUCUUGUUGGAACAAAGCUUGAUCUUCGGGAUGACAAGCAAUUUUUCAUAGAUCACCCUGGUGCAGUUCCAAUCACUACAGCUCAGGGUGAAGAAUUGAGGAAGCUGAUUGGUGCUCCUGCUUACAUCGAAUGUAGUUCAAAAACACAGCAGAAUGUCAAGGCAGUUUUCGAUGCAGCCAUUAAGGUUGUGCUUCAACCACCAAAGACAAAGAAGAAGAAGUCAAAGGCACAGAAGGCUUGCUCCAUAUUGUAAUUGUGUCAGUUGUAAAGAGAAACAAGCCCUAGUUCGAGCAUUCCAUCUCGCGUUCGACCUUUUGUCUUUCACAAUCAAGCUUGAGGAUGCAGGCAGGCUUUUUUAGCGUAUGAUUUCUUACUGAUUGUACUUGGGUUCUUUUGUGGAGCAUCAGGUUGUUUCUUGUUGCUUUCUGGCAUUACAUUACCAUCUAAUUCGUGGUUUUGGUUCAGUCUUUAUGUAUUAAAUAUAAGGUACUGGAAGAUCCCAGUUUAGGAAAGGACCGAUAUUUUUCCCCCUUAACCCUAGCAGAGCAGUUUAAUUCAUUUCUUCACAACUACUUGUUAUGAAGAUGAUUGCCUCUGGCUACAUUUUUUAUGUCUCUUUGAUUUCUGUAGUUUAAAGUUUAAAUAUCGCGCUAUUUUUCAAUACGAUGUUUUUCUUUGCUCCCCUUUUGAUUA